AUAUAUUGUUUGUGUACUCUUCAUAAUAUGAGUCUCGAUUUUAUUGGUCUUAUUGGUCUCGAGUAUGAGCAUACGGUCAAAUAAAAAAUAAUUGGUCUAAUGUGAUGUAUAAUCACUUUUAUUUGACUAUUAAUAAGUAAAUGGAUUUCAAUAAGCAACGUGUUCAUUAGAUGUGGGGGGGAAUGAUCAUGCGAUAUAGAUGAAGGGAGCGGCGAAUAAAUCUGAAGAAUCUCUAAAAACACUUAGUACAUCUUCACGAACGAACACGUGAUUCUUAUGUGUGUGUUGCUCGUGACUUUGCCUCUCUUUUCUCACUUCACUCCAAUUCUCUUCGUAAAGAAGACAACCAAAAUGAUAGAAAAAUUAAUUAAUAAAAUCCAAAAGCUUUAAAGUGUCUCAGGAAAAGAAUCAUAGGGAAACACCUUUACAUUUGUCUUACUAUUUAUCGCUCUAACUAUAGCAUAUUAGAGGCAUAUAACCAAAUUGAAUCCAAAUGAACAAUUAUAUUCAAAUGUUAGAGAAAACAAGUUGAGUCAAAUAUUCGUCUCAAUCUUUUUUACAUAACAAUGUGAAUGAAUUAUUUACAAAAUUUUAACAUUACUUUCCAACAUUUGAAUAACCACACAAUAACAAAUUAAAAUUUUAAUAAUUUAUUUAAAUGAUUUGAUUGGUAUCAUGGUUUCAUAAUGAACAAAGUUUCAAUGCAACAGAAUUAAGCAAAUUUAGAUGUACAAUGUCAUUUUUAUUCAAGUUUGUCCAAUUGAAUCAGAACCAAUAAAAAUGUUUACACUUUUCUUUUGUUUUCAUUUGUUUGUAGUUGGAUCAGAGCAUUCUUUCACACCAAAUACAUAAAAUUGACAUUCAAUUUUAAUGUGAUUGAAUUAACUAAAUAUUCUUAGUUCAACUGAAUAACAUAUGCAGAAUUUCAAUUUUACCACAAGUUUGAUACUAUUUUUUUUAAAUUUACUUAAUAGAUAACCAUUUUCGAAAAUACCUUAAAUUUGUUACUAAAAAAAGAUUAGAUAAUUUUUUUAAGAUUAGAUAUUUAAAUCAAUACAUAGUGACAAGUCAAGUGAUGUUUGGAAAAAAAAACUAAUAUUAUAUAAUGUGAUUUUAAAAUCCGGAUAAGGGUUUGUUAAUUAAAAAUGUGACUAAAAUUAUACUUUUUUCAAAAAAAAUUUAUCCAUACAUAAUUGAAAUUGUAUUAAAAGGUGCCAAGAUUUAACCGAACAGUUAAAAAAAGGUUUCAAAGGGUAAAUAUUUCUCUGAAAAUGUAUGCCUAAGAGCAUUUCCAAAAAUACUCUCUAUUUUAGAAUUUACAAAACUCUAAAUUUGAAGUUUCAAAGUGUUCUUCUCUAAAAGUAAAACUUCAAACCUAACUUCAAAAUUAUUUGUAUUUUACACUAUGGUCUUUAUUUAAUAUAAAUCCAAUUAAGCUUUUAUAAAUAACUAGCACAUAUAUAAAAAUAUUCAGAUAAUAUGAAUUAAUAAAAUCUUACACUAAAUAUAUAAAAUUGUAAAUAGAAACACAUAAUUCAGUAUUAAACUACAAGAAAAAUACCACAUUAUUCGAUAAAAUUAUUUCAGUAAUGCUCCAUCUUCGGUUACACAAAAUAUGUUUGGACAAUAUUUUGGAGGUUCCAGUAAAAAUUUACCAGACUAUUAUUGAUGUUGUAAUAUUUAAAUUUGUGUAAUAAUUAUUUUUUCAUGUAUCUUUUAAAAUAUUUUUUAAUUAAGUUUCUUUUGUAACAUUAUUGUUGUCUAAUUCUAGUUUUAAAAUAUUAUAAUCUUAUUUUGAAAUUUUUAUUUAUUUUAUACGAAAAUUUUGAAUUAAUUUUUUUUUUUGAAAUAUUUAUGAUGUAGAAAAAUUUUGAGGAUCAAAACGAUGAAUGAAAAAUACUUAAGAAUUAUAAAAUAUUAUGUAUAAUUAGUUGUAAGGAUCAAAAUGAAAAAAAAAAAACUUUAAAAUUUAAAGUUUUAAAGUUUGGAGAGCUAAAACUCUAUAUCUGAAGUUAUAGUGUCUUUUUUAAGAUGCUCUAAUCGUUUCUAAUGGAUUGCCAAAGUGGAUAAUAAUCUUUUCCGACAAGAAAAGAAGAAGACAUGAGACUUUUCUCUCUCUCUCAAAAUAACAGAAGAAAGCAACGGUCACAUGCGCGGGUAAACAAAAAAUAAACAAUUUUCUGUGAAGUGAUAGAGAACCGUGACACUAUUUAAACACUCAACUCUUUCUAAAGUUUCGCAUCAUCAAUCAUCAUAUCCUCUCUUCUUUCUACUACACUCUCUGCAACACACAAAUGGAGAAACCAUCCUCAAUGAAACAAUGGAAGAAAGGUCCUGCUCGUGGCAAAGGCGGUCCACAAAACGCUCUCUGUCGAUACCGCGGAGUCAGGCAAAGAACGUGGGGCAAAUGGGUGGCUGAGAUCAGAGAGCCCAAGAAGAGGGCAAGACUCUGGCUCGGCUCUUUCGCUACAGCUGAAGAAGCAGCCAUGGCUUAUGACAAAGCCGCUUUGAAACUCUUUGGCCACGACGCUUAUCUCAACUUACCUCAUCUUCAGAGGAAACAAGGGCCUUCUGUGAACAAUACUCAGAGGUUUAAAUGGGUGCCUUCAAAGAAGUUCAUCUCUAUGUUCCCUUCUCGUGGUUUGCUUAACGUGAAUGCUCAGCCUAGUCUUCACAUUAUCCAGCAAAGACUAGAUGAGCUGAAGAGAAACGGACUUCUAUCUCAAUCCUAUUCUUCUAGCCCUUCCUCUGCUAGCUUUCUUGAUGAGCAGAAGAAGCCAGAGAUGGACCUGAACGAGUUUCUUCAGCAGAUGGGGAUCUUGAAGGAUAAGAGUCAAGCAGAAGCAAGUGAAGUAGCAGUGAGUCAUUACACUCCACCAUGGAAAGAACAAGAAGAAAGUGGAGGUCCUUUCACAGAUCAGAGUUUAAGCUGGGAGACAAUGAUUGAUGAGAUGCCAGGAAGUGAAACCUCAGCUAUGCAUUUCGACUGUAGCAAUUUCGGAAGCUAUGAUGAUUUAGAGGAUGAUCUAGGUUUCCCUUCCAUCUGGAACUUCUGUGGAAGCUUAGAUGAGUGAGAGUUACUUCUUGUGGAUCAGGUUCAGAAGUACACGUGUGGAGUUAGGCUUAGUGUAGUGCUUUUUGGACUAGUGUAACAUGAUAGCUGCAUGGAUAGAAAAGGGAUAUGCUCAGAGUGCAGUCUAAUGAGUCAGUGUACUUCUGAAUAUGAACGAGUUGUUCUGUUUUUUUUUUAAUAUAUUAAUUAAGCAUGUUCUUUCCUUUCUCUAUCCUUCAGAUCAAGAGUAAUUAAAAA
Brassica rapa (field mustard) is the source of this 3310-nucleotide messenger RNA. RefSeq names its product dehydration-responsive element-binding protein 2F. Gene Ontology annotation, cellular component: nucleus. Gene Ontology annotation, biological process: response to stress; positive regulation of DNA-templated transcription. The record is from RefSeq and is a predicted model, not a curated record. NCBI's taxonomy places the organism in Eukaryota, Viridiplantae, Streptophyta, Magnoliopsida, Brassicales, Brassicaceae. Gene Ontology annotation, molecular function: transcription cis-regulatory region binding; DNA-binding transcription factor activity.